CCAAUCGGGCAUGUGGCCCAAUUGGUCGGCCCUCAAACUCUAGGGCUUGGGUGAGGUGGAGGUCAGGGUUUCGAGCUCUACCACCGUCGUAAACUCUACCAACUUGCGACCUAAUGGUCGCGCGCCUCAAAUGAGGGGGUGGAACGUUCACUUUCCUGAAAAAAUUCCAGCUGCUAACAAAUUAACUCUACUAACUUCCUAACCAUCUACCUGGUUAAAAAAAAAAAAAAAAAGUAGGGAUGGCAAUUCUCCCCGUUUCCUACGGGGCCUCACGGGGAUUCCCGUUACGGGAUGGGGUGGGGAGGAAUAUUCCUCCCCCGGGACUCUCACGUCCAUCUCACCUUCAGUUUCCCUGCUGUUGCUGCUGCUGCCACCGGAGCCAUCUGCUGUUGCUACCGGACCAUCUGCUAUUGCUGCCGGACCAUCUGCUGCUGCCACCACCAGACCCAUCUACUGCCACCACUAGACCCAUCUGCUGCUGCUGUUUAGCCAAAGCCAUCUGCUCGGCUGCUGCUGUUCAGCCAAAGCCAUCUAUUCGCUGCUGCUGCCGGCUCCCACCACCGGACCCAUCUUCUCCUGCUGCUGCUGCCGCUGAACAGCCAAAGCCAUCUGCUCUGCUGCUGCAGAAGCCAUCUGCUGUUGCUGCUGCAGGAGCCAUCUAUUGCUGCUGCCGGAGCCAUCUGCUGCUGUUGCCGGACCCAUCUGCUGCUGCUGUCGAACCCAUCUGCUGUUGCUGGACCUGUCUGCUGUUGCAGCUGCUGCUACCGCCACCGGAGCCUGCUGCUGCUGCUGCUGCUACUGCCACCAGAGCCUGCUGCUGCUAUUGCCACCAGAGCCUACUGCUGCUACCGUCACCGGGGCCUCCUGCUGCUGCUGUUGCUGCUACCGCCACCGGAGCCUGCUGCUGCUGCCGCCACCAAACAGCCUAAGCCAUCUGCUUUGCUACUAUUGCCGGAGCUAUUUGAUGUUAAUUGGUGGGGAAUGGGGAUCCCCACGGGGAUCCCUGUUCCCCGUGGGAAAUGCGGACGGGGGGCAAAAUCUG
Messenger RNA from Rubroshorea leprosula, 1042 nucleotides. NCBI's taxonomy places the organism in Eukaryota, Viridiplantae, Streptophyta, Magnoliopsida, Malvales, Dipterocarpaceae. The record is from the annotation of a GenBank genome assembly.